Molecule: messenger RNA, 3201 nt
Organism: Prunus avium (sweet cherry)
Lineage: Eukaryota; Viridiplantae; Streptophyta; Magnoliopsida; Rosales; Rosaceae
Source: RefSeq, a predicted model, not a curated record
CCGUUAACUCAAAAUUCUCAAACCCAUCUUCCACACUCAUCCAUCUUCAUAUAUAUUAUGUCUUGGUUCUGGCUCUCUUGAUCUCUUUUGUUCUCAAAGUGUGUAACUGUGUAUUGCCUUUGAAUUUUCCUUCUUGUUCACUGCGACACCUUCGGUAUUUGGUAAUUCGUGAAGAAAUCUGCUGCUGAUACUUAAACUGCAGAAACUAUGGGAGAGGCUUUUCUUGUGGCAUUCCUUCAAGUGCUGGUCGACAAGUUGGCGCAGCGUGAGGUCUUCAAGUACUUUGGACUCAUAAAGGGCGUCGACCAAAAGCUGCCGAAAUGGAUUGACACUUUGUCUGAAAUUAGAGCGGUUCUGAAUGACGCAGAGGAGAGGCAACUAAUCACCGAGAGCAUGCAGCUGAAGCUUUGGCUGGAUGAUCUCAGGGACUUAGCUUAUGACGUGGAACACGUAUUGGACAAAUAUGAUACUAAAAUGCUCAAACGGAAGAUAAUGCGGGGCCAUCAUGCCAGCACCGCAAGAAGGGUCUGGAACUCAGUUCCUAAUGGUGUUUUCAUCUACAAAAUGAACUCAGAAAUACAGAAGAUUACUGAGCGUUUACAAGAGAUAUCUCACCGAAAGGACCAGCUUAGUUUGAAUAUCAUUACUGGGACGACGUCGUCUACUAAGGCACGUCAAAAUUUACCACCCAGUUCCAGUCAACCAGAUGGACCUGUGAUUGGAAGGGAGGAAGACAAAAGGCGGGUCGUGGAAUUUCUGUCAAAACAAGAGCGUGGUGCCGUCAAUUUCGAUGUAGUUGCCAUUGUUGGUAUGGCUGGAGUCGGAAAGACAACACUUGUUGCACAAGUGUUCAAUGAAAUUGAUGCAACCCAGCAAUUUAAACCGACUGCUUGGGUAUGCGUGUCUGAUGACUUCAACCUAGAAAGAGUGACAAAGCAAAUUCUCGAAUCAGUCACAUCCCGGCACUAUCCUACAGAAGACUUCAAUCAGGUUCAACAGUAUCUGCAUAAGGAAUUAGCUGGGAAGAAGUUUUUAAUUGUUUUGGAUGAUGUUUGGGGCACAUGUAGCUAUGGUCUAUGGAUGAAACUGCAGUCCCCCUUUCGCGAUGGAGCAGCAGGAAGCAAGAUAAUUGUGACAACGCGUGAUGCAGAAGUUUCAAAAAUGAUGGGAGCUGGCACUCUAGUUCAUAAUUUGGAGCCUAUGUCAAAUGACGUUUGUUUUCAAGUAUUUGAGCAGCAUGCAUUCAGGAAUGUUAACAGAGAUAUACCACCAAAUUUCGAGUCACUGAAGGAGAAAAUUAUUGCAAGAUGCAGGGGAUUGCCAUUGGCUGCUAGGACUCUUGGCGGCCUUUUACUUCGUAAAGAGAUGAAUGAAUGGGAGGAAAUAUUGAACAACAAAUUAUGGAGUCUAUCAAAUGAGCGUGACAUACUUCCGGUAUUAAGAUUAAGCUAUCACUAUCUUCCUUCACAUUUGAAAAGAUGCUUUGCCUAUUGUUCGAUACUUCCAAAUGACUAUGAAUUUAGUGAGCAGCAAUUGAUUCUUCUGUGGAUGGCAGAGGGUUUGAUUCAACCACAACCAGAACUGACUAUGAAUAAGCAAAUGGAAGAUUUAGGAACUGACUAUUUUCAGGAGCUCUUAUCGAGGUCAUUAUUUCAGAAAUCAAGCAAAAACAAUUCAAAAUAUGUAAUGCAUGACCUCGUUGUUGGUUUGGCACAGUGGGCAGCAGGAGAUAUUUGUUUUAGAUUGGAGGAUAAGCAGAAUAGCGAUCAUGUACAACUUGGAUGUUUUACGAAGGCCCGCCAUGCAUCCUACAUUUCUGGUAAGUAUGAUGUGGUUAAAAGAUUUGAGGCAUUUUCUGAAGUGAAACAUUUGCGAACCUUCCUACAACUUUCAGUUGAUUAUCCUUCGAAUUAUCUAAGUCGUAAGGUUACUUUUGAUUUAUUGCCAAAAUUGCAAUACUUGCGGGUGCUUUCUCUCAAUGGCUAUCAAGUAACUGAGCUGCCAAAUUCAAUUGGUAAAUUGAAGUAUCUACGAUAUCUUGAUCUUUCUAGAACACAUAUAAUGAGUUUGCCUGAAUCAACGACCACUCUUUACAACUUACAGACAUUGAUAUUGCAAGGUUGUUAUAAAUUGUUGGCACUACCUAUCAACUUGAAGAAUCUAGUGAAUCUGCGUCAUCUCAACAAUUCAGUUGUACAUUCACUGAAAGCAAUGCCUCCGCAACUAGGUCGGUUGACGAGUCUACAAUCUUUGCCUAAUUUUGUGGUGGGUAAAGGUAGUGAUGAAUCAGGGAUAAGAGAGCUAGGAUCCCUAUCCCAUCUCCGAGGGACAUUAUCGCUCUCGAGGUUGGAGAAUGUGAUCGAUGCUGAGGAUGCACGGAAGGCCGACUUAAAAUCCAAGGAGAGAGUGGAUGAAUUGGUGCUACAAUGGUCAUGGUCGAGUGCCACACAAGAAAAUCAAUUAGGCGUGCUUGACAGAUUGGAACCUCAAAGAAAGCUUGAAAAACUCAUCAUCAGGGGUUAUGCUGGAUUAGAAUUUUCAGCAUGGAUUGGAGAUCGUUUAUUCUCUACUAUGGUUGAAGUACGCUUAAACAAAUGUGAGAACUGUAAAAUCUUGCCACCACUUGGACAGUUGCCUUCACUCAAAAGGCUUUAUAUUACAGGAAUGACUGCAGUGGAAAGUGUUGGUCCUGAGUUUUAUGGAGAGAGUAGCUUGCCUUUUCCCGUACUAGAGGAUCUUAAGUUUGUAGAUAUGCACAACUGGAAGAAAUGGCUUCCUUUCGCACAAGAUCAGGUUUUCCCUUUCUUGAAGUCUCUUUCAAUCAAAAAUUGUCCUCAAUUGGAGGGUAAGGUGCCCGAGAACCUUGAUUCAUUAGCAACACUUAGAAUUGCUGAAUGCAAGGAAUUGGUGAUUUCAAUUUCCAACUAUAAACAAAUUGGUCGAUUAUGGAUAAAUGGCUGCAAAGCGAUGGUGAAGACAAGUGGGGUUGAGUUUGAGUUAUUAGAGUCCUGGCAACUUUCAAAUAUUUCAGAGGUGAGGUUCCAAACAGGGGAAUUCACCAAAGGAUUAAGGAAGGUUGCUAAUUUGACGAUUGGCGGAUGCGAGGAGCUGACAUCUUCACUGAAGAAUGAGGAUAGAGUAUUGCAACACUUGAUUUCUCUUGAUCGUUUGAUUAUUGAAGGCAACUCUUCCCUCCUUGAA